Messenger RNA from Nothoprocta perdicaria, 2013 nucleotides. RefSeq names its product chromosome unknown C17orf113 homolog (gene CUNH17orf113). NCBI's taxonomy places the organism in Eukaryota, Metazoa, Chordata, Aves, Tinamiformes, Tinamidae. The record is from RefSeq and is a predicted model, not a curated record. The coding region runs from base 126 to 1829 and encodes 567 amino acids. The transcript has 3 exons.
UCUUUCAUCUCCAGUCAAACCAGCAAGGUCGUACUGGCCUUUCCUCCCUAAGGUAAAUGUAGAGGCUGCUCCUGCAAGGGAAGGGUCAGUUCAGCCCUAGCGUUGGGCUUCCCAUCUCCAGCAGCAUGGUGCCUCCGGGGAAAAAACCGGCUGGGGAGACUUCCAACUCCAACAAAAAGUGUAAGCGCUAUUUCAAUGAGCACUGGAAGGAGGAGUUCACCUGGCUGGAGUUCGACUACGAGCGGAAACUCAUGUUUUGCCUAGAGUGUCGCCAGGCGCUGGUGAAGAACAAGCACGGUAAAGCGGAGAACGCCUUUACCGUGGGCACGGACAACUUCCAGCGGCACGCUCUGCUGCGGCACGUCACGUCGGGCGCUCACCGCCAGGCGCUGGCCGUCAACCGCGAGCACUCGGCCUCGGAGGCGCGCGGCCGCGCGGAGCUGCAGCCGCUCCUCAAGGUGGAGGUGAGCCCUGCCAAGAUCGCCAUCCUCACCACCGUCUACUGGAUGGCCAAGGAGGAGAUCCCGCUCGAGAAGGUCUCCUCCCUGCUCGAGCUGCAGAGGUUCAACCUGUGCCAGGCGCUGCUCACCUCGGAGCACAGUGACUAUUACCGUCCCGGCAGCGUUCGGGAGAUGCAGGCCGCCAUGGCCAAGGUGCUGCAGCGCGAGGCCCGGCGCAGGAUCGAGGCGUCGCCCUUCGUGGGGCUGCUGGUGGAGGAGACGGCGGACGCCGCGGCCGUGUUCGGCACCACCGUGUCGCCGCGCAGCGGGCAGCCCUCGGCCGCCUUCCUGGGGAGCUUCGCGGGGCAGCCCGGGGCGGCGGCGGGCGCGCUGGCCGAGGCCAUGCGCCGCUUCGGCAUCGCCACCGGCGCCGUGCGCUGGGCAUCGCUGCUGCCCGCCGUGGAGGCGCUGGACGCCGCGUGGCCCGCGCUCGUGCCGCUGCUGGAGCGCGAGGCCGCGCGGUCCGCCCUGCUGCUGCGCCUCUGCCGGGAGCUCAAGAGCUUCCAGUUCGUGGCCUUCACCAAGACCCUCCUGGACGCCCUGCCCGUCUUCCAGAAGCUCCGCGGCUUCUUCCACGGCGAGGACUCGGACCCGGCCCUGCUGGCGCCCGCGGUGGCGGCGGCGGCGGCGGCGCUGCGGGCGCAGAGGGACGCGGGCGGGCGCCACCUCGGCGCCUUCCUGAGCGCGGCGCGCGACGGCCGCCCGCGCUACCGCGGCGUGCAGCUGGAGCAGAGCUCCCCGGCGCACCGCAAGCGCUUCGAGCGCCUCAAGGAGAGCUACCUGGAGAGCGCGCGCGGCGGCCUCCUCGAGAGCUUCCCCGGCGGCCUCCUGGAGGCCCUCAGCUCCUUCUCGGCCAUCUUCAACCCCAGGCGCUACCCUCGCGCGCUGGAGGAGGUGGGCGCCUACGGCGUGGGCGAGCUGGACUUCCUGCUGCGGACGUACUCGCGCGUGGUGCAGAGCGAGCGUGCGCGCGGCGACUUCCCGCUCUUCAAGCGCGUCGUGCUCAGCCUCGGGCCGCUCUCCUUCAAGGAGCUCUGCGCCAAGCUGGCGUGCGGCAGCUCCGAGAUGCACGAGCUCUUUCCGGACUUCGCCGUCCUGGCCGCCGUGGCGCUGGCCUUGCCGCUGGGCUCCGGGCUGGCCGCCAAGCUGAGCCGGGCCCGGGAGCUGCUGGCGCGGGGGCGGCCGUGCUGCGCCGCGGACGACGGGCUCUCCGACCUCGUGCAGAUCGCCGUCGACGGGCCGCCCGUCAACGAGUUUGACUUUGCGUUGGCCGUCGAGUACUACGAGGGCAUGCGGGAGUCCGGCUGCCUCGCGGCGCAGGUGAAGUGAGCGGCGCCGCCGAGGCCGGAGAGCCCCGGCGCUCCAGGGAUGAAGCAACGGGCUCCUUCCCUCUCCCUUUGCCCCCGGAUCACGCGUCUCCGUUGGCCAGAGCCAAGAGCCCCGGCAGGAGCUUCCCUGCGUUGUGCACUUUCCCAAGGAGCUUUCCUGAGGGGAGAUGAGAGUGAAUCCAGGA